AUGAUGGCUGAUCAAGGUGGUAGUAGUUUGAUAAGGGAAUAUAGGAAAGGUAACUGGACAGUUAGUGAGACGAUGGUCUUGAUUGAAGCAAAAAGAAUGGAUGAUGAGAGAAGAAUGAAGAGAAGUGACAGUGCAGAAGGGAGAAGUAAACCAACGGAGCUUAGAUGGAAAUGGGUUGAAGAUUAUUGUUGGAAAGAAGGGUGUUUGAGGAGCCAAAAUCAGUGUAAUGACAAAUGGGAUAAUUUAAUGAGAGAUUACAAGAAAGUUAGAGAUUAUGAGAGGAAAAUUGCUGAAAGAGGAGAAGGAAUUGAAGGGUCCUAUUGGAAGCUUGAAAAGAAUGAAAGAAAAGAGAGAAACUUGCCUAGUAACAUGUUGCCUCAGAUAUACGAGGCAUUAGUGGAGGUUGUGGAGAAGAGAGGCGGUCAACAAAGAUUGCUAACAGCAGCUGCUGGUGGGUCAGCUUCUGGUCCUAACAUAAGCUAUGUCGUAGAGAGACCAAUAACUGUUGUUCAGCCUUCGGUACUGCCUCCACUUUUGCAGCAUCAAGUCUCAGCUGCUCCAGUUCCGGCAUUACCUCUACCUCCACCUCCUCCUCCACCACCAUCACAACAACCACAAUCUCAACCACCCCCUCCAAUCCAAUAUCCUGAGCCAUAUCCCACAAUGUGUGAUAGCUCAGAUUCUGAUACAAGUGAGUAUUCAGACUCACCAGCAAAGAGAAGGAGAAGAGGCGGUGGAGGUGGGGAAGGAACUAGUGGUGCCACUGCCAGUGCAAGUACCUCACAAGAAGUGGGCACUGCCAUUUCCAAAAGUGCUUCGAUCAUUGCAGAAGCAAUUCAGGCCUGUGAUGAGAGAGAAGAAAGAAGGCACAGAGAUCUCUUGAGUUUGCAUGAGAGAAGACUCAAGAUUGAGGAAUCCAAGACAGAAAUCAACAGGCAAGGCAUUAAUGGUUUAGUUGAUGCCAUUAACAAGCUUGCUAAUUCCAUCCUUGCCUUGGCUUCUCAUAAGAACCAAUCUUCAGGUUCUAAAUAA
Messenger RNA from Dovyalis caffra, 1032 nucleotides. Lineage: Eukaryota; Viridiplantae; Streptophyta; Magnoliopsida; Malpighiales; Salicaceae. The record is from the annotation of a GenBank genome assembly.